Messenger RNA from Ostertagia ostertagi, 1188 nucleotides. The record is from the annotation of a GenBank genome assembly. NCBI's taxonomy places the organism in Eukaryota, Metazoa, Nematoda, Chromadorea, Rhabditida, Trichostrongylidae.
AUGGGUCUAAUCUGGAAGGCAUUGGGUCCGUUGCUGCCAGAAAGAACUCGAAAUAAAGUGCAACUUUGGACGGCAACAGUGAUUGGAAGAAUCAAAUUCAAAAGUGAGAAAUAUAGCACCGAUUUCAACCUACUGCGAUGGGCUCAGGGCUACGGUUUCGACAUGGAAGAAGCGUCAGCUCAACUUCGACGUCAUCUGAAAUUUAGAAAGUUCUAUGACCUCGACAAUUAUGACAAGAUUCCCGAGCACGCAAUUCUCAAACAAUAUUUCCCUAUUGGAUUAGUCGGAAGAACGGGUCAGGACAACACUUUAUUGGUGAUAGAAUGCGCUGGACGAAUCGAUUUGGUCGGAAUACUGAAAGCAGUCCAGUUGUCCGAUUUUCUUAUACAACGAUUUCGAUUGCAAGAGAAAAUGCUGUCCGCGCUAAAUGAACUCGAAGCGGAAACUGGAAAACAGGCUUCCGUCAUCUAUAUUCUCGAUUUGGACGGACUCAAGUUUGAAACCUCUCUCUUGAGUAUUGUGACAGGUCCAUAUCGUAUCCUAUGGGCGUCUGUCUACACCAACUAUCCAGAAUGGAUUAAAACGUGUUAUAUCGUGAACGCCCCACCAUUUAUGGGCCUAAUCUGGAAGGCAUUGGGUCCGCUGCUGCCAGAAAGAACUCGAAAUAAAGUGCAACUUUGGACAGCAAACAGUGAUUGGAAGAAAUCAAAUUCAAAAGAGAACAUUCCGGCUUAUUGGGGAGGAAAGAUGUACGACGCGAAUGGCGAUGGAAUGUGCCGUGAUCGCCUGAGCAUCCCAUUUGACCCGAUUCCUCAUGAACUGUAUUGGGAACCCGACGAGCGAGCUCCUGGUCUCAGCGAACUCACUUGUGCGAUUCUGCGACCGAACAUUUCGGUAUGGGCAUCUGGUACAGUGAUGACGUCGCUGCCGUCGAUUUUGCCUUGGAUGAGAUGGUGGUGCGACCUUUUGGAAGCACCUAAUUUCAAUGCUACCUGUUCAGAUUGGUUCCCCGACUUCGACUACCCUGGAAUGCCAACUGUUGAUUAUCUACGAAUCAAAACUCUCGGCGCUGGCGUGUACAAGGUGAAAUAUGGCAACGAGCAGGCGUGGGUGCGAUCAUUGACGGUCUACUACAGAAUCAGAUUUGAAACUGAGAAAGGCGAACUGGCUGAUUUCAAGGAACUUUAG